This is a messenger RNA of Leptidea sinapis, 2967 nucleotides long. Its product is annotated as transmembrane protein 216-like. Gene Ontology annotation, biological process: non-motile cilium assembly. Lineage: Eukaryota; Metazoa; Arthropoda; Insecta; Lepidoptera; Pieridae. The coding region runs from base 141 to 569 and encodes 142 amino acids. The record is from RefSeq and is a predicted model, not a curated record. Gene Ontology annotation, cellular component: ciliary transition zone. The transcript has 2 exons.
UUUAUACGUAAUAUAUAAGUGUAAAUAAAAGUACGGACUCAAGAGAGUCUCAAGACAAUUAUUGUAAAAAUUAAAAAAUAAUACAUUCAUAGACCAUUCCUAUACUAAUACCUUUCAACUAAUUUUAUUGCGAUACUAACAUGUCUAAAGUAGCUAAUGUUAACUCUAGUUUUGCCUACGAGAUACUUAUGUACCUAAAUUCUUUUUAUUUAGGCAUGUUUUUUGUAUGUGAAGUUGCUAUGGGUAUUUUGAAAGCCAUUAAUGUAUCAUAUCCGGGUAACACGCUGCUAACAGAAGCCAGUAUAUUUAUAGUAUUGUGUUUAGUUGAAGUUCUACGCAUAUUCUUAGGAAGAAGGGGAAAUUUAGUUAGCAAGAAGAUUCCUGUUUUCUUCUCGGUAGUACUAACAAUACCUUGUGCAGUUGGUGUUUGCUAUUUCCUAAUUUACCAGACAUACAUCCUAAGGCUCGAAUAUAUCUGGUGUGCUGUGAUGUUGAUCUUUCAUGCAUUAGAGUUAGCUUUUGCCAUCCUUUUCAUUUUCACUGUAUGUAAAAAUCAUCAAUACACCUAGGCUACAGCAAAAAGUACCUCCUUGCCAAUAAAAUAUUGAUUGCCAAUAAACUAGACUGCUAUAUACAAAAUAUAUGCUAGAACCAAAAUAUAUAUUUUUAAAAAGAUAUUAAAAGGAGGAUGCUUUUCAUUAUUUUAGAGUUGUUUAAUAUUACCUUACUUAAUAUAAUAUUAUUUUAUAAGAUUUGUUGUGCAAAAAUAAUCCAAUACAUACAUUUUUGAGUUUGAAUACAAUACCAACUAACAAUGGCGAUUAUAGAUACCAUAAAAUAUUAUUACGUAAUAUAUGAUAUUAUUACAACAAUGCCCAUCUGAACUCUGAACAAAUGUUUGAACAGAAUGAUAAAAAGUAUACGAAUGAGACUUGUCACCAAUUUUAGCUUUUAUCAGGAUCUUAUGUGUCAAUGCUUACAGCUAGCAUAACAGACAUCACCAUUAUAUAAAAUGUGUUUGACAAUAUUGAAUUGAGCACAACAUAAUUGCAAUAGUCAAAUUUUACACCAUUAUAUUUACAUGUUAUAGACACCUGUAUAAACUUAAACAUUAUAAAGGAAUUUAUUUUCUCAAAAUUUAUUCAUUUGGAAUUAUUUUUCAUGUCAUUUCAAACACUACCACUAAUUACUUAUUAAAAUAAUGAAUUAAAAAUAUUUAGUGUUAAUUCCUCUAAGUAUUGUUAGUUUGCACUAUUAUGCAAGCUGUAUAAUCUUUAUAAUUAACUUAUAUUAUAUUUAUGAAAAGAGUACAAAAAAAGAAUGCUGGGAGAGUUUCUUGCGCCGCUUCUUCUCUCUCAGAGCGCCAUUUGUUUCCGAAGCGGUAGUAGUAUCUAGUAAUAUACUAGAUGCUACUACCGCUUUGAUUUUUAAUAAGAAAUGACAUCAAAAAGAAUUCUAAAGGAAUCAAUUUUCAGAAAAGAAAUGCCUUUUUAUGCCAUUACCUGCAAAAUGAUAAAAGGUUCUUCAUGUAAUUAGACUGAAUUUUUUUUUUAAGCUGGGUGCAGUCAAAUGCACUUCAAAGAUUAUAUUUGACUAUAUUUUUAAAUUGACUUUUGUUCUACAAAUUUAAUUUGUACCAAAAUUUAAGGAUGAUGUGGGAUUGAAAACUGCAGCUAUUGGGUUAUGUCCCUGCGCUCUUACCAACUAAGUCAACCAUAUGUAUCAUAAUAAUAUGAUAAAAUUGUGUCCCUUGAGUUGUUGUGUUUGGAUUAUUUAGCACUACAAAUUUAAUUUGAUAAAUAAUGUAAUAAUAAUAAGCUUCUUAAAUUGUAAUAAUUAACAUUUGUCCAUGAUCUAGUCCAUGAGUAUAAUUGAAUUAAAUAGCUUGUAAGUAUUAGUGUAUAUUUUGUGAAGUAUAAUGGAUUUCUAGUUAAAAUGUGUGUUAUUUUAAUAUUGUACAGUUGAUAUAGAAAUUAUGUCCUAUGGUCUACUAUGGAAUGUCAUAUUUUUUUUCUUUUUAAGGCAAUUUGAGUGCUAUCCAAUCUAAGAUUAAUAAUGUUGUACAGUUAUAGUGUUAAGUAGUUUUUUUGUCUAUGGUUGCCUUUAUACUAAUAUAUAAAAUUUUAGAGCAAACAUGAGCCUGAUGUUAUGAUUGCAAAUCUUUAAUAUGACAAAGUGCUAACUAUGCAGAUUUCUAAGAAGAUACGGGCUAUGGAUGCAUCAGUGCCUUUUUCAGCCAAGCAUAAGUUGAAUUUUAAUUAUAACGGCGCCAUAGCUAGUGAAAAUAUGAGGCUAAUGAGACUUAAUAUCUUAUAUCUAAACAUGAUGUGCAAAAUUCUUGUGUUGCUCAAAAUUUUGGUUUCCCUAGAAUGUUGAAGGGUAUUGCAUUAUAAUUGGCAGGUCAUAUUGCUUACUAUCCGGUGAACAUCUUGUUUGUGUUGUCAGUUUUUAUCAUAAAAAAAUUAAUAUUCCUCUAAUCAUUAUGGAACUUAAUCAUAAUGCCACACAUUUAAAUGUUAUGGAUUUUUAUAAUAUACAGUAUAACUGGCAUUUCAAACACCUGUAAGUGAUGAAUUUAUUCUAUUUAAAUAAAGAAGACCACAGAGUUUGUUGUGCCAGUUCUCAUCAGGUCUGAGGCAUAUAUUUUGGAAUAUUCAAUAAGUGAUUUUAAAUCCUCCUUUGAAUUUCAAUUGUCAUAAAGUUUACUUGCUGGAGAAGACCUGCAGCUUAACUGAUUCAUAGUUUUAUGUUAAAUCAGUUAUUAAUUAGUGUCAGUGAAAGGAAGUAUAUUAUUAUGUAAUUCAAAACAUGGCCAAAAUACCUAUGUUAAGUGAUGGAAUGAAAAAAUUACCAUAACAAUUAGUAUGGUAGAUGGUUUUCAGUAGGAAAUACUCAAAUUUCAUAGUAGACCUUUGGAUUAUUACCAUCCUGUUUGCUGGUGUUAUUAAUAAAAUAUCAAGCUUUAAA